Molecule: messenger RNA, 1080 nt
Organism: Fusarium subglutinans
Lineage: Eukaryota; Fungi; Ascomycota; Sordariomycetes; Hypocreales; Nectriaceae
Exons: 2
Coding region: 1-1080 (359 amino acids)
Biological process (GO): ribosomal large subunit biogenesis
Cellular component (GO): preribosome, large subunit precursor
Source: RefSeq, a predicted model, not a curated record
AUGUUGACCAAAUUUGGAGCUGCACUUAGAAUCUGGAAUCCCAAAGCAAUGCGACCUGAGCCUUCAGAAAGCAUCUUCUCCGACUUCAUUGUCAACACUCGACUACUCAGUCUCAUGCUAGGAGCAACCACCACUAGUGCAACAACUACUACCUCUUCCAUGACCCUACUUUUAUCCCAAGAGACAAGCCCUCUAACACCAUACAUCAUGUCUAUCAACGAGUCUGCUUCGGCACCUCAAUCAUUCACACCAGGCCAAUGUCUCUUUUGUUCUUCUGUCUACCCGACACUAGCCGAAAGCAUCAUUCACAUGCAGACUUCACAUGGCCUCUUCGUUCCUUACAAGCAGCACCUCUUGGUAGAUCUCGAGACACUUUUGAGGUAUCUUCACCUUGUUAUUUAUGAGUAUCGAGAAUGCAUACAUUGCGGGACAAGCAGAACAACUAUACAGGCCGUGCAGCAGCAUAUGAUGGGUAAAGGCCAUUGCAAGUUCGACGUGUCAGAUGGAUCAGAAUUUGGCGACUUUUACGACUUUUCGCGCCAAGAUCUUGAUACAGAAAACGACGCAUUGAGCAAAGACGACGACGAGGAGUCUGAGAGCGAAGAGGUCAAACCCGAUCAGAAGCCGGUGCAGACUGAUCGCGAUUCCAUCCGUCUGCCUUCCGGCCGACUCAUCUCCAAAAAGUCAUCAGCGCAAGUUGAGCCAUCAAUCUACCAAGCACGCCACCGCAAGCGGACUCCCAGGUCUCAGCUCGAGUAUUCCUCUGUCGAGGUUGAUGAGGAAGCUCCUAUGCACGAGGAGAAUGAACCUGGUACUUCCGACACCAGGCUUUCAUCGAGACGAGAAAGGCGGCAGAAGGCUACGGUUACAUACCAACUCGGAAACCUGAGUGCCGGCGACCGGAGUGCUUUGAUGCACCUAUCUGCAUCUGAGCAACGUUCACUCAUCGCCACUCAGCAUCGAUUUACGGAAAAGGUUCAGAAGGAGGAGAGUCGGAGACAGCGAAGGAUUGACCGCAAGGGGAACAAGAACUUGUAUGCUUAUUGGAAUACGGAAACUCCUGUUUAUCAGUGUGGAUAG